Messenger RNA from Xyrauchen texanus (razorback sucker), 2993 nucleotides. Its product is annotated as tumor protein D52-like. NCBI's taxonomy places the organism in Eukaryota, Metazoa, Chordata, Actinopteri, Cypriniformes, Catostomidae. Bases 129 to 854 code for a protein of 241 amino acids. Gene Ontology annotation, biological process: B cell differentiation. The record is from RefSeq and is a predicted model, not a curated record. Gene Ontology annotation, cellular component: cytoplasm. The transcript is spliced from 7 exons.
CCCUGCUAGUACUGCAUAAUCCGCAAUACACACUUUAUCUGUAGCUAGAAGAUUGGACAAACAGCACAGUAAAAGCCUCACACGCUCAGUCACAUGCGAUCAAUUAGCAUCCACUGAGCUUUCUGGUCAUGGGUAGCAUGGAGGAACCCAUGGAGGAGUACAAGUCUCCAUUCAAUUUUGAGCAUGGAGUGAAUACAAGCUACUUCUUCCUGUCACCCAAUGAGAAUUUCACUCCUCCGGGCUCACCAGUAUUGUCAUUCAGAGGCACCCAGAGGCCAGACUCCAUUCCAGAGGUGGGUGAAGAUGCAGCGAAAACAGUAGGAACAUCUCCAUCCAGUAUGGCCCUGACUGAGGAAGAGCAAGCAGAACUCUGCAGCGAACUAGAAAGGGUUGAAGAUGAGAUCCAGACUCUUUCUCAGGUGCUGGCGGCAAAGGAGAAGCAGGUGGUGGAGAUUAAGCAGAAGCUGGGCAUCACUCCACUCAACGAGCUCAAACAAAACCUGAGCAAGAGCUGGCAUGAAGUAACCACCUCCACUGCGUACAAGAAGACCUCAGAAACCCUGUCCCAAGUGGGUCAGAAGGCAACGACUGCAUUCUCUAGUGUGGGCUCGGCUAUUAGUAGAAAGCUUGAGGAUGUUAGUAUACGCUCCAUACAGCAUUCUGCUAGCAUGCCCUUGAUGAGGAACAAGGCCACCUUCAAAUCAUUUGAGGAGAAAGUGGAAACUUUAAAGACAAAAAUAAGCCCCACACCCUCGACGGGAGAUAAUGAAGCAGAUUCAAACCCCAAACUUGACACAGAGCCAGUGGUGCAACAGCCAGAGGGAACAGUUACUCCAGAUCUAGGACCCCAAUGAAGAUCCAUCUGACACACCUCCAAACCCAUCAAAUUCCCUCCUACUCAUCUCCCCUCUCUGUUUAUCUCCUGCCACUCCACAGCUGUUUGCCAUGACAGAAAAGCCAGUAGAACAAUUUGAAAGGAGAUGUUGCUCUGACCCUGUCACAUAAAUUCAGAACAUGUGAUUGAAAUACCUGGCAUGCACAAGAUGUUUUGUACAGUCUUGUACAUGCACAGGUGAUGUGCAUAUGGCAUUUUGAAAAGAUUCCUGAUUUUUCAAUGCUACUCUCCGCUCUUUACAGUGAUCACUUGCUUUCUGGUAGCAGCCACGUUUGCUUACUGGAGCAACUCCAAACAGGACACAGUAGUCCUAAACUGGAGCAUAUGUGUGAGUUUGCAUGUUUGCUCAUGGUGCAUCACUCAUUCACUGCAGUAUUGACCUCUGACAUUUUACCCCUGACUUUAGGUCAGUGUUGCUUGCUUGGCUUACAUGAGAGGCUAUAAAAGGGAGUCUCUUUUUACACUCACACUUUUGAAAGAUAUAUCCUGGAUUAAUGUAAAAUAUAUAAUUGAAUUAGAUUGCCUAAUUUCCUAAAUGGUUUAACAAUAACACAUACUACCCACAAAAUUAACAAAAAUUCUACUAGCACAAAUCAGUUACCUUAAAGAGUGCUUUGUCUACAUUUAUAGAAGUAUAUAGAGUGGUUAUGUUCUGUUCUGUUUUUUUUUUUUUUUUUUCAUAUUUUUAAAACUAAUGCCAAAAAUGCAAAACCUAAGAAGUUCUAUGUAUAUAAAUGUGCAUAGUUUAGUCUAACCUAAAGGUUUUGCUUACAAGUAUGUGUAUUGUUAGCAUUAAUAAAUACUAUUGUACCAAGUACGAUCAAACAAAAGUUACAACACUGUAUCAUCACUAUUUUUUCUGUGCUUUUGAUUCAUGUUCAUGGUUUAGAUGCAGAGCUUGUGUCAUAAAUUAGGAAACUUGAGUAGGACGACAUGCUUCAUGCGACUUAAUUUCUCUUUGUUUAUGUAACACUUUUGAUUAGUCGCAACACUGAGAUCUCAGUGCCUUAUGUUGCUGUAAUUGGGGAGGUUACAACUAGCUUUUGAGGUAUUGUAAUUUAACUACUGCUGUUGCUUUUGAGACUGUGUAUUAUGACAUCAGAGGGACUGACAACUUCAUAAGAGUUGUUUAUAAUCUAGAAACGAUCCCUGUUGUUUCAGACACCAAAAAAGGAGUUAAUAUAAAAUUUUUAGCUUGCAUUCCAGUACAACUUUAUAAUAUUUAUAAGCACUAGUUAAAGUAUUGUUUGUUUCAUUCAGCUUCUUAGAGUACUUAGUGUUGUGCCAUAUUUAAGGUCUUAACAAAACUUGGCAAUAUUCAGCUGUUAUCAAUGUUUGAAUUUUUUUUAUUGAUAUUGUGGGCAGAGUUUAUUACCUUUAGAAGAUAAUGUUUUAUGGCUUUGGUAUGUUAAACCGGUAACAAAAAGCUUUGGUGAGCAGAGGGUGUUUUUGCAUGUGUGCACAUUUCUAAUUGUUUGUCACGUUGAAAGCAGAUCUGUUCUCAUACAGUAAUAUUUCAUUCUUCAUUAUAUGACUGGGCAAAACUUAAAUGUACUCUUGAGUAAUUUGGGUGUACAGUUAAAUUCCAUUACAUUUUUAUAUUUUGCUUUGAUGCACAGAGAAGGUUUAUGUUGCAAAUGCUGCUGCAAAACAUUACUUUAUAGAGACAUAAGUUUAACAUGCUCUAUCUACCUAGUUGUGAUUUCCAAAAUCUUGUAUCAAAGUCAUUAAACAUGGUCAGCAGCAACCAAAUGUCCAUUUACAACCAAAUUUAUGUUUGUGUAUAGUGACCAAUACUAGUCACAAAGAUAGAUUGUUAAAAAUAUUGGAGGACCAAAAUAAAUUUAAUGAUACCCCAUUCAAAAGUCUGCCUCACUGUUGUCAUGGCUCAGGAGUUGUAUGUUUCCUUUUUCUCAACAUCAUCUUUAUAAAAUGAAUGUUUCUUUACACUGAAUCUCUCUAAUGGGCUUUUGUGUUUGGUAUCAGUUGCAGCGGUUAAUCCUGCUGUUAGGGUCAUUUAGAAAAAGCAUCCUAAAAAUCUAGAACUACUUUAUGAGCAGAGAUAUAAAAUGUGUUCAUUUGUAUGUCCGGUGCCUAA